UGUACGCUCACUUUCACAUCAAACCGUUCCAGAAAAAACAAUCUUUGUUCCAACUUUUUAUUAAAAAUUUUCAUGGAAGCUGCAAACAACAUCGGCUCUGCUCCAUCUCCAUCUCCGGUGCACGUUGCUUCCUGCAGCGGCACUCUGGGACGCCACCUGGCUCGGCGGCUAGUGGAGAUUGGUGCUAGAGAUGUGUUCUCAGUUCCUGGUGACUUUAACUUGACGCUCUUGGAUCAUCUCAUAGCGGAGCCAGAGUUGAAUUUGAUUGGCUGCUGUAACGAGCUCAAUGCCGGGUAUGCGGCUGAUGGGUACGCACGUGCCAAGGGUGUGGGCGCGUGCGUGGUGACGUUCACGGUGGGUGGACUCAGUGUGCUGAAUGCUAUAGCCGGUGCUUACAGUGAGAACUUGCCGGUGAUAUGUAUAGUUGGUGGGCCUAACUCUAACGAUUAUGGAACUAAUAGGAUCUUGCAUCAUACAAUUGGGUUACCGGAUUUUUCCCAAGAGCUUAGGUGUUUUCAAACCGUCACUUGUACUCAGGCUGUGGUGAAUAACUUGGAUGAUGCACAUGAGCUUAUUGACACGGCCAUUUCUACUGCUUUGAAGGAAAGCAAGCCGGCUUACAUCAGCAUAGCCUGUAAUUUGUCUGGAAUUCCGCAUCCCACUUUCUCUAGGGACCCUGUGCCAUUCUAUCUUGCUCCCAAGGUCAGCAAUCAGUUAGGACUAGAAGCAGCUGCGGAAGCAACUGCUGAAUUCUUAAAUAAAGCUGUGAAGCCAGUUAUUGUGGCUGGGCCGAAGCUAAGGGUGGCCAAGGCGCAAGAGGCCUUUGUAGAGCUUGCAGAUGCUAGUGGAUAUCCAAUAGCUGUUAUGCCCUCUGGUAAAGGGCUGGUGCCAGAGCAUCAUCCGCACUUUAUUGGGACAUAUUGGGGUGCAGUCAGUACCAGCUUCUGUGGGGAGAUAGUGGAGUCUGCUGAUGCAUAUGUUUUUGUUGGCCCCAUCUUCAAUGAUUACAGCUCUGUUGGUUACUCAUUGCUGAUCAAGAAAGAGAAAUCGAUUAUAGUGGAGCCUAACCGUGUGACUAUAGGCAGUGGUCCUUCACUUGGCUGUGUUUACAUGGCUGACUUUUUAAGUGCAUUGGCCAAGAAGCUAAAGAAAAAUAGCACCGCUCUGGAGAAUUACCAUCGAAUCUUUGUCCCUCCAGGUGUCCCAUUGAAGCGUGUGCAAGAUGAGCCUCUUAGAGUCAAUGUUCUCUUCAAGCACAUUCAGGCCAUGCUAAGUGGAGACACAGCAGUAAUUGCUGAAACUGGAGAUUCAUGGUUUAAUUGUCAGAAACUCCGCCUCCCUAAGAAUUGUGGAUAUGAAUUUCAGAUGCAAUAUGGAUCUAUUGGCUGGUCAGUAGGUGCUACUCUAGGAUAUGCUCAGGCUGCUAAAGAUAAGCGUGUGAUUGCUUGCAUUGGUGAUGGGAGUUUCCAGGUAACAGCUCAGGACAUUUCAACGAUGAUCCGUUGUGGACAGAGGAGCAUUAUAUUCCUUAUAAACAAUGGGGGAUAUACCAUUGAAGUAGAGAUUCAUGAUGGUCCUUACAAUGUCAUUAAGAACUGGGAUUAUACUGGCCUGGUCAAUGCCAUCCACAAUGGAGAAGGCAAAUGCUGGACUGCUAAGGUACGUACUGAGGAUGAACUAUUGGAAGCAAUUGACAGGGCAACAGGAGAACAAAAAGAUUCAUUAUGUUUUGUUGAAGUUUUUGUGCACAAGGAUGAUACCAGCAAAGAGCUGCUGGAGUGGGGAUCCCGAGUUUCUGCUGCCAACAGCCGCCCUCCGAAUCCACAGUAGCAUUCUGAAGGUUUAAGGAUUCAGAAUUUCACUGGCCUCCUUACUGUAGUGCCAUGAGCCUCAAUCCUGCUGUGUCACAGCUAAAUAAGCGAGAAGAGGGCUGCUUAUUUUAGAUUCUUUUUACUACCAAUCUGGUUGCAGCAUUCGCCUUAACCGCUGUAAUGAAACCUUUGAAACUAGUAUUAUGAGGCUGAAGCUGAGAUGGUUUCAAGUGCUGUAUUCUGAUGAAACAUGCAUCUUCGAUAUCUGUAAUUCAAUGUGUGGUUAAUAAAAAAGAGUGCUGUUCCAUAUUGCUGAAA
Messenger RNA from Mangifera indica (mango), 2129 nucleotides. RefSeq names its product pyruvate decarboxylase 1-like. The transcript has 7 exons. NCBI's taxonomy places the organism in Eukaryota, Viridiplantae, Streptophyta, Magnoliopsida, Sapindales, Anacardiaceae. Gene Ontology annotation, molecular function: carboxy-lyase activity; thiamine pyrophosphate binding; magnesium ion binding. Bases 73 to 1830 code for a protein of 585 amino acids. The record is from RefSeq and is a predicted model, not a curated record.